Molecule: messenger RNA, 3331 nt
Organism: Engraulis encrasicolus (European anchovy)
Lineage: Eukaryota; Metazoa; Chordata; Actinopteri; Clupeiformes; Engraulidae
Gene: clstn1
Product: calsyntenin 1
Exons: 19
Coding region: 172-3117 (981 amino acids)
Biological process (GO): positive regulation of synapse assembly; homophilic cell-cell adhesion; positive regulation of synaptic transmission
Cellular component (GO): postsynaptic membrane; cell surface
Molecular function (GO): X11-like protein binding; kinesin binding; calcium ion binding
Source: RefSeq, a predicted model, not a curated record
GGGGUGAUUGAAGAGCUAAAGCGGUGGUGGCGGCGGCAGCCAUCUUAAGAGCUACGCGGUCGCCGAAUUACAUCUUAUGGAUAUUUAUUUACAGGCUGAAUUAUAAUUUAUCGUGUUGGCGAGGACUAGAGAAGAGUCUUUACAUCUCCCGUGUCUUUUUUUACUUAAAAGAUGCAGUUCCGUAGGUAUAAACCCUUCUCGUCUGCAAUCGGACUGGUCCUAGGACUAUUAUGUGCAGUGGAAUCAGGCAAAGUGAAUAAGCAUAAGCCAUGGAUCGAGACCACAUACCACGGCAUUGUGACGGAGAACGAUGACAAGGUGUUGCUGGACCCUCCUCUGAUCGCCCUGGACAAGGACGCACCGCUACGCUACGCAGAGAGUUUUGAGGUGACCUUCACCAAAGAAGGAGAGAUCUGUGGCUUCCGGAUCCAUGGCCAGAACGUGCCCUUCGAGGCGGUGGUGCUGGACAAGUCCACUGGCGAGGGCGUGAUCCGGGCCAAGGACAAGCUGGACUGCGAGCUGCAGAAGGAGCACACCUUCACCAUCCAGGCCUACGACUGUGGAGAGGGGCCCGACGGGGCCAACAUGAAGAAGUCACACAAGGCCAACGUCCACAUCCAGGUGAAUGACGUGAACGAGUACUCGCCCGUGUUCAAGGAGAAGUCCUACAAGGCCACGGUCAUCGAGGGCAAGAAGUACGACAGCAUCCUGAAGGUGGAAGCCGUGGACGCCGACUGCUCCUUCCAGUACAGCCAGAUCUGCAGCUACGAGAUCGUCACCCCAGACGUACCCUUCUCCGUCGACAAGGACGGCAACAUCAAGAACACAGAGAAGCUGACCUACAACAAGGAGCGCAUGUACAAGCUGACGGUGACGGCCUACGACUGUGGCAAGAACCGCGCCUCUGAGGACGUCCUCGUCAAGAUCAACAUCAAGCCCACAUGCAAGCCCAGCUGGCAAGGCUUCAACAAGCGUAUCGAAUAUGAGCCUGGCACGGGCAGCCUGGCGCUGUUCCCCAGCAUGCGGCUGGAGACUUGCGAGGAGCCCAUCACCUCCAUCCAGGCCACCAUCCAGCUGGAGACCAGCCACAUCGGCAAGGGCUGCGACCGCGACACCUACUCCGAGAAGUCCCUGCACAAGCUGUGUGGUGCCAGUGGCAACACCGUGGAGCUGCUGCCCACCCCUAGCUCGGCCGCCAACUGGACCGUGGGCCUGCCCACCGACAACGGGCACGACAGCGACCAGGUGUUUGAGUUCAACGGCACGCAGGCCCUGAAGAUCCCCGAGGGCGUGGUGAGCACCAGCCUGAAGGAGCCCUUCACCGUCUCCGUCUGGAUGAGGCACGGCCCCGGCGCACGCGAGAAGGAGACCAUCCUCUGCAACUCCGACAAGACAGACAUGAACAGGCACCACUACUCUCUGUACGUCCACAACUGCCGGCUGAUCCUGCUGCUGAGGCAGGACCCUACCGAGGCCGAGAGCUACAAGCCUGCCGAGUUCCACUGGAAGCUGGAUCAGGUGUGCGAUAAGGAGUGGCAUCACUACGUGCUGAACAUCGAGUUCCCCUCUGUCACCCUGUUCGUGGACGGUGUGACCUUCGAGCCCUUCCUGGUCACCGAGGACUACCCCCUGCAUGCUUCCAAGCUGGAGACCCAGCUGACCGUUGGAGCUUGCUGGCAAGACGGCUCAGGAGUUGAGAAUGACACAGAUGCCGUGUCUGAGCCUCCCACAGGUGGUGCUGCCCACAUGGCCCAGUUCUUCAGGGGCAACCUGGCCGGCCUCAUGAUCCGCACGGGCAAGCUGGACAACAAGAAGGUCAUCGACUGCCUGUACACCUGCAAGGAGGGCCUGGACGUGCAGAUGCCAGAGGAGGUUGUCAAUACCGUCAAGGUGCAGUUCAACCCCAACCAGUCCUCUCUGACCCUGGAGGGUGAUGACAUUGAGAGCUUCGAGAAGGUCAUGCAGCACAUCUCCUACCUGAACUCCAGGCAGUUCCCCACACCCGGCAUCAGGCACCUCCGCAUCUCCACCACAGUCAAGUGCUUCAACGAGGAGACGUGCAUCUCGGUGCCGGACUCGGAGGGAUACGUGAUGGUGCUGCAGCCCGAGGAGCCCAAGAUCAGCCUGAGCGGCAUCGACCACUUCGCUCGCGGCGCCCUGGACUUCGAGAGCAGCGAGGGUGUCACGCUCUUCCCCGAGCUGCGCAUCGUCAGCACCAUCACCCGCGAGGUGGAGCCUGAGGCCGAAGCCGAGGCCGAGACCGAGGGAGAGGACGACCCCACAGUUCAAGAGACGGUGGUGUCUGAGGAGAUCAUGCACAACCUGGACACGUGUGAGGUGUCGGUGGUGGGAGAGGACCUGGAUGGGGAGCACGAGAGCCUGGAGGUGGACCUGACCCAGGUGCAGCAGCGCGGCCUGGAAAUGAGCUCCUCCAACGUGGGCAUGAUCAUCACCGGCGUGAACACCAUGGCCAACUAUGAGCAGGUGCUGCACCUGAUCCGCUACAGGAACUGGCACACGGAGGCCCUCUUCGACAGGAAGUUCAAGCUGGUCUGCUCCGAGCUCAACGGACGCUACAUCAGCAACGAAUUCAAAGUUGAGGUUAACGUCAUCCACACGGCCAACCCCAUCGAGCACGCCAACAACGCCAUGGUUCAGCCCCAGUUCAUCAACCCCGUGCACCACGCCUCCGUAGACCUCUCCGGACACAACCUGGUCAACGCACACCAGUCCUCAGUGGUCCCCAGCGCAGCCACCAUUGUGAUCGUGGUGUGUGUGAGCUUCCUGGUCUUCAUGAUCAUCCUGGGCGUGUUCCGCAUCCGUGCGGCCCACCAGCGCACCAUGAGGGACCAGGAGGGAGGCAAGGAGAACGAGAUGGACUGGGACGACUCCGCACUCACCAUCACCGUCAACCCCAUGGAGACGUAUGAGGACCAACACAGCAGUGAGGAGGAGGAGGAAGAGGAGGAGGAGAGUGAGGAUGGAGAGGAAGAGGAUGACAUCACCAGUGCCGAGUCGGAGAGCAGCGAGGAUGAGGAGGGGGCGGAGCCCGAGGACCAGCAGGGGGCCAGCAGACAGCAGCAGCUGGAGUGGGACGACUCCACGCUCACCUACUGAACACACACGCGCACACACACACACCUACACACACGUGUUAACACAUAAACACAUGCCUGUACACCGUCAGACACACGUACACACACAAACACACACACACGCUCACCGACACCGACACCACAGCCAAACCACACCCAUCCCUCUUACCAGUCAACCAGAGGGCGCCUCUUGUCCUCCAUCCACCUCCCCUCCACCUUCACCCCACCCGUCAUCU